Messenger RNA from Mixia osmundae IAM 14324, 2172 nucleotides. RefSeq lists its product as uncharacterized. The transcript has 6 exons. Gene Ontology annotation, molecular function: lipid binding; protein binding. The record is from RefSeq and is a predicted model, not a curated record. Bases 166 to 1881 code for a protein of 571 amino acids. Lineage: Eukaryota; Fungi; Basidiomycota; Mixiomycetes; Mixiales; Mixiaceae. Gene Ontology annotation, biological process: plasma membrane tubulation; endocytosis; actin cortical patch localization. Gene Ontology annotation, cellular component: mating projection tip; Rvs161p-Rvs167p complex; medial cortex.
GCUUGGCAGCGUGUCUCCUCACUUCGGCGGUUCUGGCCUCCCACACAAUGGCGCUUGAGAAGAUGCCCUGAAGGUCGGCACAAGUCGAUAUCGACGUACACACGAAGGUCCGAGCGUGUCCGGCUUGGUUGACUCGCAAGAGCAACGAGUCGCAACAAAGGCAACAUGAAGCGGAUCGAGCGAUUCAGGCAGCGGGCGAACGAAAAAAUCGGAGCCGUUCAGGCGCAGACAGGACCGUCACAGAGUCUACAGACCCUCCAGGCUAGCGUCGAGGCCAAACGAUCGAUAGCCGAGAAAAUCCAGGAUGUUGCGACUGGUUAUGUCAGGCAGCUAGGCAAGAAGAAGCCCUCGGCCCACGCGGGCGGCGAGGGAUUGCUCCCUAUUGAGAGCCUGGCACUCGUCGUGUCUGAUCAGGCCGAGACCAUGCCUGCCGAGUCCGAAUAUAGCCAAGCUCUACGUGCUUUCGGCGCAGCCCAUAGCGACAUUGCGACGUUCCAGACGGAAUAUGUCGACACGCUCAACAAUGGCUACCUCGAUGCGCUCGAAAGGCAGCUCAUCGCUAUAUCAGAGUACAAGGCCCAGUCGAAGAAGCUCACGGAUAGGAGAUUGACGUAUGAUUCCGUGUUGGGCAAGAUCCAGAAGAGCAAGACCGAAAAGGCGGCGCUGGAAGAAGAGCUCCGCAGUGCGAAAGCUAAAUUCGAGAGCACGCAAGACGAUGUCCAGGCACGAGCGCUUGCUAUUCAGGGCAGCGAUCUCGACAGUCUGGCCAAUCUGACCGCCUUUGUCGAAGCAGAGCUCCGCUUCGUCACGAGCUACAAAAGCCGGCUCGAGGCAAUGCUCGACGAAUGGCCCGACGAUCAGCCUGGAACGCCUUCGGCCGGUCUACAUCAGCGUUCGUCGACCAUCAAGUCACGUACGAAGCCCGUUCAGAAACACACCCGGCAACGAUCAGUCUCCCAUUCCUCAUCGGACAACGAGACGGCCGCCACAGCUUCCAGGCUGGAUCCUGAAGCUAUCAAAGGCCGUGGUCGAUCGCUCUCCAAUGUCUCUGCCGCUUCGAACCAGAGCGACAGAAGUCUCAAGAACAGAGCAAAAGGAGUCAGCAGUGCUGUCGUGGGCGGAAUGCCCAAGCUUGGCUCGAUCAGAUUGCCGGGCCACAGGGCGAGAUAUGAGGAUCUGGACGACAACGCGGAUCUAUCACCGGUACUAGACACGACCGCUUCGCUGGCGGUGCCUCACUCGCCUGCAUUCAGAAGGACGCACACCGCUCCACCGGCUACGCAGACCCUGCGUACUGUUGUGGCGACCUUUGACUACACUGCCAGUGCGGACGACGAAGUCACGCUCAAGGCAGGGGACCAUUUACUCGUGUCUCGCGAGAUCAAUGCCGAAUGGUGGACAGGCCAAAAUGCGCGCACAAAGCGCGAUGGCAUGUUUCCCUCCAAUUACACCAAGCCACUCUCACCCGUGAGCGACGAUUAUGACAGCGAGGUCUCUGCGCCUUCACGAACAACGAGCAUGCAUAAGGGCUCCGAUGAAGGACACGAUCGCUCCUCUUCGCCAGAUGGCAGAUCGCAAGCUCUAGCAGAGCUGAGCAAAACGCUCGUAGCGCCCAACAUAGGCAACAGAUCUCGCUCAGGAUCUACAUCAUCUAUCGGUCAUCCGGGCAGAAGGCCGCCGCCACCUCCUCUGCCUCGCUCACGUCGGGGCACGCUUUCCAAAGUCACCAAUGCUUCGCCUUUCGAUGAUGCCGAGGCCAGACCGCCCAACAAUGAGACUGCGCCCGACGCUUCGCUCUUGACGCCGACAGCCGGCGACGACGAUAUCGAUGCGGCUUACGGUAGUGUGUCGGCUCUGCGGAAACGACUCUUUGCGCAAUGAUGCCUACGUUUUGCGAAUGAGGUCAUAGUGACCCGGUCUUAGCAGUAGCGUGUUUGUAUGGAAUUCGAUCAUUGCUUGUUCUGAACCGUUUGAGCCGUCGAAGUCGUGAAAGUUGACCUGAGCGGUCUGAGUAUCGCCAGAUUGCGCGCCGACGAGGGAGCGAUCGAGGUCUGCGAUCUUGAGCGAGGUCCGAAGUGCUCGCGUGACAGCGACGAUGCCCAAGUGAUCUACUUCUUUCUGAGUCGGCUCGAUGUAGAGCUGACAGAAGUUGUGCAUCGUCGGCAUGCCCGA